AUGCGGAUUCUGCUGCUCUGGACGGGCGCUGCAGCGGCGCUGCAGCUUUUCGAAUAUGCGGGGGCUCGCCCUUUGGGUGUACAGACACUGCAGGACGGCGCGCUGCAGCAGCAGCAGCAGCAGCAGCAGCAGCAGCAGCCCUCUCCCGGCGCGGAGGCGGUCGCUUCUGCCCCCCUCCCGGACGCGGACUUGCUGCUGCCGGCUGCGGCGGCUUCGCGGCGCGCCCCGGCGGCGGCCGCUGCUGCUUCUCCCGCUGCAGCAGCAGCAGCAGCAGCAGCUCGCCUCGGGCUUUUGCUGUCGCUCUCAGCAGUGCUCUUCCUGGCGCUCUCCUGCGCCCGCUCGCUGCAGUCUUCCUUCCGGCCUUCCUGGGGCCUGGUGAACAGGUCUCUGGCGGGGAACGGGGACUCCUGCGGCGGCGCAGCAGCAGCAGCAGCAGCAGCAGCAGGCGCGAGGGAGGGGGACGAGUCGGCAGCAGCAGCAGCAGCGGCGGCGGGGGCGUCUGCGGGGGCGUACCGGCAGCGCGCGGCGGCGCGGACGGCGUCGGUGGGGAUUGUGGGGACGGCGGGCGCAGCAGCAGCAGCAGCAGCAGCAGCAGCAGCAGGAGUGCGGCGGCGGUCGCCGCUGCACCGGCAGCUGGACCUGCUGAGCGCGCAGCAGCAAGACCUGGUGGGGCUGAACAACAUUGAGAAGCAAAUGGUGCUGCAGGCGAGACAAGAACUCCAGUUUCUGGGCUUCGAGGCCCGCGGCCACGAGGAGGACCAGCAGCAGCUGCAGCAGAUGGUGAGAGCAGCGCAGCAGGGCUUCUCGGAGUCGCAGCAAAUGGCGGAGCGGCUGUCGCUGGGCCGCAGCAUCGUGGAGGCCUCUGCUGCUGUGCUGCAGCAGCGGCAGCAGCUGCUGCAGUCCGUCAGCCACAAGCUGCUGCGCGCGCAGCAGCGCCUCGAGAGGGCCAAGUGGGACCCCUCGCAAGACAGAGAAGCUUUGCUGCUGUUCGCCCGCUCCUUUGCUUCCGACCGCUACUUGUCUGCUGCUGCAGCACAGGCCCUUGUUGCUGCUCGCAAGGUGCUGCAGCACGAGGUCUUUGCUGCGGGGCCGCUGGCGCCCGCCGACGAGGCCAAGUGCAUGCAAAUGGCCUCCUGGAUGGUGCAGCAGCUGCGCGUCGCCCACGUGCCCACUGCAGCAGCAGCAGCAGCAGCAGCAGCAGUCGCCGAGGCGCAGCAAAAGGAGGCCCGCGACCUCGUCCAGGAAGCACUUAUUAUUGUCGAGCUGCUGCGCGCA
Eimeria tenella is the source of this 1275-nucleotide messenger RNA. RefSeq lists its product as uncharacterized. The transcript has a single exon. NCBI's taxonomy places the organism in Eukaryota, Apicomplexa, Conoidasida, Eucoccidiorida, Eimeriidae. The record is from RefSeq and is a predicted model, not a curated record. The annotation marks the transcript as partial.